UAUGCUUCCCCAUCAGGCGGUGCCGCUCUUCGUGAAGCUUAUUCAAUGUCCUGCAUCUCUAACGGAGGAACGUCUGGGCGAAAAAGAGACUCCACCUCGGUCACCAGGAAGGAGACGAUGUCGUCUGCCGCCAAGAGUGGAGCGGACAGGAAAAAGGAGGUCAGCAGCCAGCGGUCUCAGAUGGAGGAGAUCCAGGAACAUGAGGAGCCUCCUCACCCAAAGGACCUGUCCCCCUCUCCCUCCUCCCCCCACCCUCCCCAGACGCCCCCGACCCUUCAGCAGCAGAGACCAGCCCAGUCUGCUGACAGCAAUAAAGGCCACGUUCCUCCCAAAAGAGGCCCCAGUGUGAAGCGGUCCUCAGGUAUGGAGCGUUCUCAGAGCAGCACCUGGGACAGUUCAGAGGAAAACAGGAACAAACUGGUGAAAGCUGCUUCCACCUCCAGACUGCUCGCCAAGGUGGUCAAGAACUCUGACAGACACAAAGAUCCGGUGAUCAGUCAAGGUAAAUGCAUAUUAAUGUUAAUACAUUAUUCAUCAUCAUCAUUAUGUGUAACAGAAGUCAGCCUCUGAGACACUUUAGAAUAUUUCAGUCUGUCUGUCCUGUCGAGACUCUCAGAGGACACUAUGUUGUCAACGUCGUCAUGGUGACCGAAGUGAGACCAGUUUAGAUUAUUUGGUAUCGAGGAAAUGGCUCACCAUGGUAACUGGGUAAAUUACCAUGGUAACCUGCUGCUACUGACUGGUCAGAUCACUGAAAACAUGAAAACAUGGUUCACACCUUUUAAAACGAUGACACACAUGAAGAUGAUGUAAGCUGCUUUUGAAUUUCAUAAAGUUUCCUGUCAGGAUGUUAAGAGUUUAAUCAGUACUUCUACUCUUAAUGAUACUCGUAUCUGUUUGGUUCUGGAUCAGUACUUCUACUCUUAUUGAUACUCAUAUCUGUUUGGUUCUGGAUCAAUACUUCUACUCUUAUUGAUACUCGUAUCUGUUUGGUUCUGGAUCAAUACUUUUACUCUUAUUGAUACUCGUAUCUGUUUGGUUCUGGAUCAAUACUUCUACUCUUAUUGAUACUCGUAUCUGUUUGGUUCUGGAUCAAUACUCUUACUCUUAUUGAUACUCGUAUCUGUUUGGUUCUGCAUCAAUACUUACCUUACUUAGCCUCUUUACCCGUUUGUCUCCUGAUAAUAAAUUUGAUGCACCAAUGAAAGAACUUGUCAAUACUACGGUUGUAUAUCAUUUAUGCCUUAAUGUUUUUACUCUUUUCACUCUAAUUGUUAUUCAGAAUAAUACAAAAUAAUAAUUCCUACCAUUCUUCUCUCUGCAUCACAUUUUGAACAGCUUGUUUAUACUCAAUAAUAAAUUUACCUCUAUAGACGUACAGAACAAUGACCACACUGGAGAUUUUACAGUUCAUUAGUUGUGACAAUGUUUGAAACGAACACAUGAACGUGCGUUAAAUGAAACGGUUGAUCGUCGGCGUCAUGGCUCCUCCUCUUGUUUGUGUUCUUGUUGUGUUGUUUGUGUUAUUUAUAUUGUUGUUUGUGUUGUUGUUGAGUGACAAUGUCUUUGUCUCAAACCAGCCAAAAUGUCGACACGCGAGAAAAACAGCCAAGCUGGUAAGUCCUGAGGAGUCAUCAGAGCAAGCUAACACGCUAACACGCUCACACACUAACAGCAGCUGAAUAAGUGCUUCCUGUUUCUGCCGUUAGGGUUUCUGACCCGUUCUCACUCUCAAUGCAUCAAAUACUUGUGUGAACCAACAUACCAUGUCCUCAUUAGAGCGUGGAAGGGUCAAACAAACACAGGAAUUUUGUCCUCACCUGUCCUUGACGUGCUUCACCUGUCUCUCACCUGUCCUUGACGUGCUUCACCUGUCUCUCACCUGUCCUUGACGUGCUUCACCUGUCUCUCACCUGUC
Molecule: messenger RNA, 1918 nt
Organism: Anarrhichthys ocellatus (wolf-eel)
Lineage: Eukaryota; Metazoa; Chordata; Actinopteri; Perciformes; Anarhichadidae
Product: echinoderm microtubule-associated protein-like 4
Exons: 4
Coding region: 46-570 (174 amino acids)
Source: RefSeq, a predicted model, not a curated record